Lecanosticta acicola is the source of this 1244-nucleotide messenger RNA. Lineage: Eukaryota; Fungi; Ascomycota; Dothideomycetes; Mycosphaerellales; Mycosphaerellaceae. The record is from the annotation of a GenBank genome assembly.
AUGCGUUACGAAGACUGGGAUGUCCAGCUGUUUCACGGCAACGAUGACCAACGCAAGCCACUGCGCGAAUUCCGGCCCCAAUGCAACACCACCAGCGAGACGGAAGACAGCCUGCGCGGUGCGGAGCUCUCGUCUAUAAUUUCAUCAAACCAUUGCUGACCAUGGUGUAGUGAGCGGCGUGAUUCCAAUCAUGACCUGCUUUGUGCCCUCCCUCCCAGAAGGCGAGGCUUUCCAAGUUUCGGUACAUUCGUGGGGAGGCUUGCCGAAUUUCCACUUCCCUCAGGAUGGUUCUCGUGGCAAGCAGAUGGUGUUCCAUCUCAAGGUCUUGGUCGACGGCGUCGUUAGCUGGUGAGUCGAGGGAGCACAUAGCCGCUGGAUCGAACUUGUUUCCUGUUCUCCAAGACGGAAAGCCAGUACGAGAACGUUUGCAACACAGAAGAAGCCACGACGAUAAAUACAGAAAGGCAAAGCUGAGAAGGACAUUGACUGACAUCUUGCAGUAUCCAUACCAUUACCCACGAGGAAACAGUCUGGCCCAAGUCGUUCGAGCACGUCAACGUCGAUGGCUUGAACACCCCAUUGCAAUUUCCAGUGUACAGUGACUCCGUCAUGCAGCCAGCGACGUGGGAUCCUCGAGACCUGCAAGGACGCAUCAGACUCGAGAUCUCGGAAGGUUUCAUGGCCACAACGAGAGGCGGUAAUCUGAACUUCAUCAAGACAGCCAAUCAUGCGAUUUUCAGCUUUCAGCCAGCUCCGCUCUGUAAGUAGCGCCCUCAGCAGCAUCCCGACAUAGCUUUUUAGUGUCUCGAGAUGCUGCACCGCACCUAUCAUGCCUUCUUUCCCGGCUAAUCAUGACCAUAGACAAGCUCGAGGAUACCCGAGUCGCCUACCCAAAUCCUUUCCUAACAGCAAAUCCAUUGCCACCACAGGGAGCCUGGCCACUGCAAGCCAUGAUGAUACCAAGGGCGAGCCACCGCAAGUCUAGUGUCAGCAGCAACAGCAGCGCCGCCAGUGGCCGGUUCAGACGCUACUCGGGAAGCAGCACUCCACACUCAGGGAGCAGCAGGUCGACCUCGGGAUACUCCAUCAUGUCUGCAUCCGCGAUGCCACUGUUGCAGAAAGCCGCAGGCUCGAUGCCGCCACCACCGCCACCCAUUCGCGCGACCAGAUACGCCGGAGGCAGCGGUCCGAGACGGCAUGCGAGCAUCCCGCCAGAGAUGCUCAUACCCUUGAAGAAGAAUUGA